AUGAUGCAUUUUCAGUAUCUCCUCGUUGAUUUUGGUCUUUCCCACUUUGUGUCAUCGAGUCAGAAACGUAAAACAUCGGAAAAUUCGCCAUCGUUGAAAGAAAAUCUUGUGAAUAGCAGUCCCAUUGCUCCUCCACCGCCGAAACGCAGUAAACGAUUGAGUGACGAUGUUCUGACGCCAAAUAGGCCCACAUUGAUCAAACAUCCUAAAUGUGGAUGCACUACCUUUGCUGCGGUUUGUGAUAUAUGCAGAGAGUUACCCGUGCGGCAUAUGAAUAAGGCUGGAACUCCUGGCUACCGUGCGCCAGAAGUUUUGUUAAGAUUUGAAGAGCAAACCACUGCAAUAGAUGUUUUCGCUGCUGGUGUGACGAUGUUGUCUUUUCUGUUGAAGAAGUUAGUCUGCAAAGCAGCAGCCGAAGGUGGAGUAACAUUUCUUUGUGAACCACCGUUGCCUGGUAUGGAUAUGGUAAAACUAGUUAAUAACUUCCCUAAGGAUAUUCGAGAAGCGGAGGGUUGUAAACCAGGCUGUCGUUCGUGCAUGGCACUAAUAUAUCAAAACAACUCCGGAUUCUGCUUUUGUAAACGCUCGGAGUCUGAGUCUAUCAGCAAACUUACUGGAAAUGAGCGAGUUGCAUUCGAAGUGCUCACGCAUUGCCUGGAUCCUAGUCCUACGCGCAGAUAUACUGCACGAAUGCUUGCCGAUCUGAUAGAUGAACCAACAAAAAACCUGAUUCUUAGUGGCUAA
Molecule: messenger RNA, 744 nt
Organism: Strongylus vulgaris
Lineage: Eukaryota; Metazoa; Nematoda; Chromadorea; Rhabditida; Strongylidae
Source: the annotation of a GenBank genome assembly